AUGUGGAAUCUCAUUUACUCUAAUCCAAUAUGUUUUAAGAAAAAAAUAGCUUAAGUAUAAAUUAUUAGUUGAUUAUUACAAGGAGCAACUAAUGCAUUUAAAUAAAAUUUAAAAUUCUAAGCCACUUAUAAAUAAUUCUUAACCAUGGAAACCAGGACAUUCAAUAUCAAGAUUAGUCAAUAAAUAUACAAAUAGUAUAUAUUUAAACUUAUUUUUUUAGCUAAUGAUUAGGUAAUAAUGGAUAAAAAUAGUAAAUUGCUUAGAAAAAUGAUGGAAAUCUAAUAAAGAAAUAGUACAUUAAAAUAACCACCUAUGCAUGGUUCAUUAGAAGCAUUAAGAAGAAGAGAACAAGUUAAGAUAAGUUCAGAAAAUUAAACUAUUUUAAAACGUUUACAAUCAGCUAGUUCAGCAUACUCUAGAAAAACUUGGGUUAAUGAUAUUGAAAGGGUUAAAAAAUAUAGAGAUAAUUUAUAAAGAAGAACAAGUAACAAUAUUAACUAUUAUUCAGGAACAAAUGAUGAUUUUAAUCUAUUAGCAGCUUAAGAAUAAGUUAAACGAAAUCUAACAAGUUAAUCUUCCUCUAGAAGUAUUUACUUUUUAUUUUUUCUUAGAACUUAAAACAAGUUAGGGACCUAGAACUUAAACAUAUGAGUCAUUAAUUUGA
Paramecium sonneborni is the source of this 664-nucleotide messenger RNA. The record is from the annotation of a GenBank genome assembly. Lineage: Eukaryota; Ciliophora; Oligohymenophorea; Peniculida; Parameciidae.